Messenger RNA from Neocloeon triangulifer, 1434 nucleotides. Its product is annotated as zinc transporter ZIP1-like. Gene Ontology annotation, cellular component: plasma membrane. Lineage: Eukaryota; Metazoa; Arthropoda; Insecta; Ephemeroptera; Baetidae. The transcript is spliced from 5 exons. Gene Ontology annotation, biological process: zinc ion transmembrane transport. Bases 52 to 1128 code for a protein of 358 amino acids. Gene Ontology annotation, molecular function: zinc ion transmembrane transporter activity. The record is from RefSeq and is a predicted model, not a curated record.
UUUUAAUGGACGCAGAUUCCAUCGAGCGGAAGGAAACGAUCAUCAAUCGCGAUGUCAGCAGAGGACGACCUUUUGGUGGCGCGCAUCUGCGUCAUGAUCCUGCUGCCAGGCAUCACCUUCGUGCUCGGCAUGUUGCCCACCUGGCUCUCCAUCAUUUUCAAAUGGGACAAACAUGUCAUAUCGGGACUUCAGGGAAAGAGAGCGCAGUUUAUCUUUUCAAAACUGCUGUGUUUUGCGGGUGGCGUGCUUAUGGCCACAGUGUUCAUGCACCUUCUGCCAAGUUUGCGUGUCGACUGCGAAGAGCAAGUGACAAACGGAAAUUUACCCGAUGCUGGUCCUGCCCUCCCAUGGGCAGAGUUUUUGCUCAGUUGUGGAUUCUUCUUUGUUUAUCUGGUGGAAGAAGCCGCUCAUGCGUUUGUCCACUGGCAAAGCAAAGCCAAACACCCUGCGCCUGUCCAGCCGACCGCCCCAACACCGUGCAUUGAAGAAAUCCAGCAAAAUGUUACCGGAAUUCGACCUCAUGAAGAACAUGACGAAGAAAAGGUGCCCAUUGACGAAGAAACUACACCAAAUGGUCGUCACAGUUUGUCAAAUGGGCAUGGGCACAGUCACAGCGGCGGUGCCCAUAGUCAUAUCCCGCCUUCAGGAGCCACUGAUACCGUUUUGGCCAAUGUGAGAAAUAUCAUGACCAUCUUGGCCCUGUCCUUCCACUGCAUUUUCGAGGGCAUCGCCGUCGGAAUGGAGGAAACGGCGGGCGAGGUUUGGUACCUUUUCGGCGCCAUUUCCACCCACAAGUUCGUGAUUGCGAUAUGCGUGGGAAUCGAACUGCUCGCCUCAAAAACCAAAAGGAGUCUUGUCUACACUUACGUUUUUAUUUUUGGUUUUGUGAGUGCCGUUGGAAUUAUUGCCGGCUGGCUUAUUGCAACCACGGGAGCGGAAGGCGCGGACAAAAAUGCGGUAACGGUGACGAUGCAGGGCAUGGCUGCGGGAACCAUUGUUUACGUAACUUUCUUCGAAAUCCUGCAACGAGAAAAAUCAAACAACCAAAACGGGUUUUUGCAACUCGCGUCCAUCAUUCUUGGUUUCGCCACGAUGGUUGGAAUGAUGAGCUUAGCGCCAGAUCCAUAAGAAAUCCAGCAUGUGGACACUUUAUUCCUAAAACCACAAUAUUUUCAUUUUACGUGAAGGAAAUGCAUCCACAAGACUGAUCUGACUUCACUCAUCACUUGCACAUAAUCAUCCAGAAAUUAAAUAUCAUCUGUAAGUCUGAUUGCUUGGCAUAAGGUUCAGUGUCUCAUGUAGAGGCCAGUGUGCCUCUCAACAUUGACUUUUGGUGCCAAAUUUCAAUGCAACAAGUAUAACAUAUUAUGAAGGUGUUCUUCCAUCACAAAUUAUUUUUGUGAAAAUAAAAAUCUGAAAAAAAACGAAAUCAAA